AUGUAUCUAUUUUUCAGAACUGAGCAGAUUGCGCUGAUAGAACAGAAGAUUGGUAACUCACCACCAAACUUUAACGACGACUUUGCAACAAAAGUAGAAUGCCAGCUUGCCAUCGACAGUUUCGAUUCCAUUAAUGAAGUAGAUAUGGACUUUACUGUGAGUAUAAUGCUACACUUGAGUUGGCUGGAUGCCAGAUUUACGGUUUGGACUUUCGGUGAUGAGGUUUUAGAAUUUGACUCAAAGAGGCUGAACAACAUAUGGACCCCGGACUUGUUUUUUCCUAACGAGAAAAAGGCUUUUAUUCACCAAGUAUUCAUGCCAAAUAAAAUGUUACGAGUGUAUAGCGGCGGAAAAGUCUCUUAUACUGUCAGACUGUCAUUAACACUUAGUUGUCCAAUGGAUCUAAGGAACUAUCCCUUCGACAAACAAGUCUGCAGGAUAGAAAUGGAGAGUUUCAGCUACAACGAAGAUAACAUCAUCCUGGAGUGGGCGGGGAUGGAGACGUCCGGAAAUGAGAGCCAUCCCGGACUGGUUAACGUGACCCAGAGGACCGAGAUUCCGGUGGAGAUCAGUGACAACAUAGAAAUGAAUCAGUUCCGGGUCGUGGAAAAGCACACACUCAAAACUCUUAACGAACGUAGAGGGGCAGGAAAUCAUAGCCUCCUUCAAGCUGAGUUUCACCUAGUGAGAGACAUAGGAUACUAUCUGGUUCAAAUGUACAUUCCCAGCAUGCUUAUCGUCAUGUUGUCCUGGAUCUCGUUUUGGCUUAAUGUGAAUGCCGUGCCCGGGCGAAUUUCCUUGGGUGUGUUGACAGUUCUGACGUUGACACAGCAGAGUUCUACAGUCAAUGCAACCCUUCCCCGUGUCUCAUAUACUAAAGCCAUUGACAUCUGGAUGUCCUCGUGUUUAGUUUUCGUGUUUGCAGCUCUAAUUGAGUUCGCUGUCGCCAAUGUGCUGGCUAGAAAAGACAGCAACAAAGGAUUCAGUUUCAAAAAAAUGUUUCUCCUGCCAACUUUGAGUGAAAAAAGAAAGAAAAGGAAAGGAUCGGGGGUUUUAGUCGAUGACAAGGGACUGAUGCGACUAGAUCCUGAAAUGGACCCAACUCUUGUCCAGAAACAUCGAGAACUUUCCGGAUUGUUGCACGCCAUGUAUUUGGAUGUAGCCUGUCGCUUUCUGUUUCCGAUUUGUUUUGGAAUUUUUAAUUUAGUGUACUGGACAAUUUAUACUUCCGAUCGUUUUGAUAGUAUCGUUUAGUGAAUAGUGAGAGAGACCAUGAACUGUGAUGAUAAUGAUUUCAUAACCAGCAUGCACUCCGGUUUAUCCGAUUGCGAAUAUUUCAAUCAUUUCUUAAUGGAAAGAAAGCCGUCAGUUUCAAGACAUAUAUGCCAUGUGCCGUUUACGACAUAUGAUUGACUGUAGCACAAUGUCGUAAAACGCGGGCUCGAAGAAUAAACACAUACUGAGUAAAAAGACAUAACUCCACAUUUUAUAGACUAUGUUGAAUGCUGAAUAGUGUUUCGAGUGUUUGAAAGUAUCAUCAAUCAGAUUACAUUCCAUAGAUUUUACGAUCGAUUCGUUGUCUUUCUGAAGCUCAAGCUUAAAUGUGUUUGUAAAUGAGUGUUCUACAAAUUCAGUUUUCUGAAAAAAGUCAGUUCUAUUCAUAAUUCAUGUUAAUGAUCAUAAUGAAUAGUUCUUUGCUCUUUUUACUUGCAUGAAUUGAUAUAUUUAUCACGUGCUUCCGUUCUGUGUCAAAUUCUGUGAUAAAAUAAAAUGAAAGAAGAGGAACUUGAAGAACUUGGGUGAAACUUUAUGCGAAAUGGAACUCUUCAUACAACAAGAGAUGUAUCAUUCAAAUUGACCAUGAGGAUAAUGGAUAUUUGAUAAUAUGCUCCAUCUACAUUGAAAAGUGGUUAAUAAAUUAAAGUUAGAAUAAAGUUGGUUUAACUCUGCAUUAUAUAUAAUAGCAAGAAUGAAUGAUGAAAUAAACAGUGUUUUUUUUA
This is a messenger RNA of Saccostrea cuccullata (small rock oyster), 2000 nucleotides long. RefSeq names its product glycine receptor subunit alpha-3-like. NCBI's taxonomy places the organism in Eukaryota, Metazoa, Mollusca, Bivalvia, Ostreida, Ostreidae. The transcript is spliced from 7 exons. Bases 1 to 1254 code for a protein of 417 amino acids. The record is from RefSeq and is a predicted model, not a curated record. Gene Ontology annotation, molecular function: excitatory extracellular ligand-gated monoatomic ion channel activity; transmembrane signaling receptor activity; chloride channel activity. Gene Ontology annotation, cellular component: plasma membrane; synapse; neuron projection. Gene Ontology annotation, biological process: signal transduction; chemical synaptic transmission; chloride transmembrane transport.